This is a messenger RNA of Eimeria tenella, 761 nucleotides long. RefSeq lists its product as uncharacterized. The annotation marks the transcript as partial. The record is from RefSeq and is a predicted model, not a curated record. Lineage: Eukaryota; Apicomplexa; Conoidasida; Eucoccidiorida; Eimeriidae. The transcript is spliced from 2 exons.
AUGAAACAGAUAGGGGGUUGGCUCACUGCUGCAGCUGCUGUAGAGACGCAGCGUCCGCGGUUACUCCAUUGGCAGAAAUUGCUGCAGGGCUACUCGGAGGCAGCUGUAGCAAGAGCAACAACCGCAGCAGCAACAGCAACAGCACCGCAUGAAGCUGCAGGCACUCCAACAGUAGCAGCAGCGGCAGCAGCCUACACAGUGCUUCCUUCAUACCUGGCUGAAGAGAGUGUUGAUACUCCUCCUUGCCUCCCUAAGACUGAAACGGCUGUCGCUGCUGCAAGCUUCGUGCCUGCAGCUGCAGCAGCAGCAGCAAGUGUGGUGCCAAAUGGCGGGAGGCCUUCCCGUUUGGGAACACUUGUCGUUGCAAGAGACCGGCUCUGCUCCAGCAGCGGCAAGCGCUACCGUCUGUCUCUGAGGCAGACAGCAGCGGCACAGAAGCAGCUCAGCGUGCCGGGAGGCGGUGGCUGCAGCGAUGUUUCGCAGCAUCUAGUCCUGAUGCGGGUACUGUUGCUGUUGCUAAUGUCGGUGCUCUCGUUGCUGCUGGCGCUGCCGGCGCUGCCCGCGCCGUCCUGCUGCUGCUCCGAACGCCUCCUCGAGGGCCAAGCCGCCGAAAUGGGCUUCAAGCUUUGCCUGCAGAGCGCAAAGAAGGAGCCCGUGGGAUCUGUCCGCCUCCUGGAACGAGCAGGAGCAGCAGCCGCAACACAGGCCAGUGGUGAGGCUUCCGAGUGGCGCACGAUCUACAUAAGUAAAAAUGAAAACAG